Molecule: messenger RNA, 1872 nt
Organism: Loxodonta africana (African savanna elephant)
Lineage: Eukaryota; Metazoa; Chordata; Mammalia; Proboscidea; Elephantidae
Gene: CLN3
Product: CLN3 lysosomal/endosomal transmembrane protein, battenin
Exons: 16
Coding region: 301-1611 (436 amino acids)
Biological process (GO): lysosomal lumen acidification; lysosome organization
Cellular component (GO): lysosome; membrane
Source: RefSeq, a predicted model, not a curated record
CUAAAAAAAAACCCUACCCGCUCCAAAUUAAAAUCUGUGGUUCCAGAGUUCUGCCAGCUCCUCCCAUUCCCAUGCCCCGAAGCUGGGGAAGGCCUAAAGCGGAGACAUAGGGAGGACCCGGAAGUGGAGAAGACCUCCCAGCACGUGAUGGGGCCCGCCGGUGCUGUCACGUGACCCGCCAACCUGCGGCUCCUUGCUGCGGAACGCUCAGCUGCUCUUAAAGACGGCUGUCUGCCUGGUUGAAGCCAACUCUGAGCUCUCGCUGAUCUUGGCCCCUUCGGGGGACUCGAACUUGCUGCCAUGGCUUGCUGUGCGGGCUCGUGGCGGCGCCUUUCGGAUUCCGAGGGGGAGGAGACUACCCGCAAACGCCGGUCCCCUCUCUUGGACCAGCACGGCGCCUUUUGGAGGAACGCCCUGGGUUUCUGGCUCCUGGGCCUUUGCAACAACUUUUCUUACGUGGUGAUGCUCAGUGCUGCCCAUGACAUCCUCAGACACCAGAGGGCGCCUGGGAACCAGAGCCAUGUGGACCCAACACCUGUCCCCCACAAUGGCUCAUCUCGUUUUGACUGCAACUCUGUCUCCACAGCUGCGGUGCUCCUGGCAGACAUCCUCCCCACCCUCCUCAUCAAAUUGCUGGCUCCUUUUGGCCUUCAUUUGCUGCCUUACAGCCCUCGAGUUCUCGUCAGUGGCAUUAGUGCUGCUGGAAGCUUCAUCCUGGUUGCCUUUUCUCAUUCCGUGGAGACCAGCCUAUGUGGUGUGGUCUUGGCCAGCAUCUCGUCAGGCCUGGGGGAGAUCACCUUCCUCUCACUUACCUCCUUCUACCCCAGGGCUGUGAUCUCCUGGUGGUCCUCAGGGACUGGGGGAGCAGGGCUGCUGGGGGCAUUGUCCUACCUGGGCCUCACCCAGGCUGGCCUUUCCCCACAGCACACCCUGCUGUCUAUGCUGGGUAUCCCCGCCCUCCUGCUGGCCAGCUAUUUCUUCUCGCUCACGUCCCCGGCACCCCAGAACCCUGGAGCGGAAGAAGAGGCAGAGACGGCAGCUCGGCAGCCCCUGAUGAGCCCUGAAGCCCCAGAAUCAAAGCCAGACUCUGGCUCCAGUCUCUCCCUUCAGGAAAGGUGGACAGUGUUCAAGAGCCUGCUACCACACAUCAUCCCCUUGGUCCUGGUUUACUUUGCCGAGUAUUUCAUCAAUCAGGGACUGUUUGAGCUCCUCUUCUUCCGGAACACGACCCUGAGUCAUGCUGAGCAGUACCGCUGGUACCAGAUGCUGUACCAGGCUGGCGUCUUUGUCUCUCGCUCUUCUCUCCGCUGCUGUCACAUCCGCCACACGUGGAUUCUGGCCCUGCUGCAGUGCUUCAACCUGGGCUUCCUGAUGGCAGACGUGUGGUUCAGCUUCCUGCCAAGCAUCUACCUCAUCUUUCUGAUCGUUGUGUAUGAGGGGCUCCUGGGGGGUGCAGCCUACGUGAACACCUUCCACAACAUUGCCCUGGAGACCAGUGAUGAGCACCGGGAAUUUGCCAUGGCAACUGCCUGUAUCUCCGACACCUUGGGGAUCUCCUUGUCAGGGGCCCUGGCCUUGCCUCUGCAUGACUUUCUCUGCCACCUCUCCUGACACCCCAGCUCCUUGGGACUCCGAACAUACUGACCUGUGGGCAGGUGGGCAGGGUGGACACCCAGGCCCACAUCCCAGAGCACAUCCGUGAACUCUGCCUUGGGACUUCCCUGCAGGGCUGGGAUGUAAAGAAGUGCUAAGGCCCUCUUCUGAGAGUGUGGGGCAACUGAGGGCCGGCAUUUCCUCCCACCCCCAAGCUGGUCUCGGGGAGUUUCUUGUUGGCAUUACAUCCUCCGAAUAAAUGCCCAUUUUAUCAGUUGA